GAAAACUAUUUUAUUAAUUUUUUUUUUUAAGUUGCACUUGUGAAAAAAGAGAGGAGAUUUUGAAACUCCUGAAUUAUAUCAUGGAGGAUAUUAAAACUAUGGAGUGUCCAAUGGCCUUACGUUUACAUAAGAGGAAAACGUUUUUCAGUACGCCUGAUGUUUCUCCGGUGGGGAAAAAGUCCAACAGAAAUGGACCGCCGAACGCACCACGACGUCCGCCCCGUCUUGUGAUGGAGAUCAUAAGCGUAGAAGAUUCGGAUAGUUUGGUGCAACUACUGAACGAUAGCACCUUUGAGGAGGAACAAAACGGGUCAAUGACGGUAGAAGUUAUGGAAAAAAAUGAGGAGAAAAAUGAAUUUGGAAAAAGGCUUCAUGAAAGAAUGGUUGUAAAAUGA
This is a messenger RNA of Saccostrea cuccullata (small rock oyster), 395 nucleotides long. RefSeq lists its product as uncharacterized. NCBI's taxonomy places the organism in Eukaryota, Metazoa, Mollusca, Bivalvia, Ostreida, Ostreidae. The coding region runs from base 81 to 395 and encodes 104 amino acids. The transcript has 9 exons. The record is from RefSeq and is a predicted model, not a curated record.